This is a messenger RNA of Verticillium nonalfalfae, 1890 nucleotides long. RefSeq lists its product as uncharacterized. The record is from RefSeq and is a predicted model, not a curated record. The transcript is spliced from 7 exons. The coding region runs from base 1 to 1890 and encodes 629 amino acids. Lineage: Eukaryota; Fungi; Ascomycota; Sordariomycetes; Glomerellales; Plectosphaerellaceae. Gene Ontology annotation, molecular function: CoA-ligase activity. Gene Ontology annotation, biological process: secondary metabolic process.
AUGACGGGGACCAGCUCAGAUUCUGCCUGGUUGCCUCCGUACAUUCUGCACCAGCCCGUAUGCACAAUGGACACGGGCGCUGGUAGUCGCACUUGGUGCUCACAGGUCAGCCACGACCAAGCCAAAAUUCCAGCAGCGCGCCGAGAGCCGCCGGCUCUCCUGCCCCACCUUCCUAAAGAGCUAAGAGAACUGUCUCGCAGAAUGACGGGGAAGACUGUUUACAACGCAACGGUCGACUAUGAACUUACAAAUGUCGAUUUGUUGACACUGCUGUUCGAUUCCGCCGAGCUUCCAUCCAAGGAUGAUACUAUCCUUCACGUUGAAGCGAGUAAUCCCAGCAACCGUCUGAGCAAGGCGCAAACCGCCACCCUCACGAGACGUAUUGCGUACAUCCUCCGACGCGACUUCGGCGUUGGUGCCUCAAUCAGCGGUCAAGAUGUGGUAGUCUGCAUCUCUUCCGGAGAGGUCCUCCUUCCGGCUGUAUUCUACGGUACAAUCGCGGCCGGUGGAGUGUAUAGCGCUGCGAGCAGCAGCUCGACCAGUGCGGAGCUGCAACGGCAGAUCGAGGACGGCGGUGCUCGCCUGCUCGUCGCAUCUGCCGAUUGUCGUGCAGUGGCUGAGCGAGCAGCUCGACAGGCUGGCUUGCCAUCCGACCGGAUCCUCAUACUCGAAAGCACGGAUGGGAAGAGAAGUCUUCUCUCCAAGUCUGGAAAGGAUAUGUUGUCUGUCUCGUCCUCGGAGCUGCCUUGGGAUAAGAUCAUGGAUCCCGAAAUCCUCAAAAGACGUAUCAUUUGCCUUGUUUACAGCAGUGGAACUACUGGCAAGCCAAAGGGCGUCACCAUCACUCAUGCCAACAUGGUGGCACAUGCUCUGAUCACCCGCUACAGUUAUCGAGAUUUCCUCAACCGCCAACAGACUAAGGAUCCGACAUUUUCCUUCGAAUACCGAACUAUCGCGCACGUUCCAGCUGCGCACAUCGCGGGAAUUCAGGGCUACUUUGUUCAACCUGUCGUGCACGGAGGUACCGUGUACUGGAUGCCCAAAUUCGACUUUGUCAAGUUCAUCGAGUAUAAUCGUAGCCUUCGGAUCACCAUUUUCUUCAGCGUUCCGCCCAUUUUCCUGUUGAUUUCUCAGAGUUCUCUGGUCGGGGAUCAUUUUCGAUCGCUUUACCAUGCGAUCUCCGGCGCUGCUCCAAUGAGCGCCCAGCUCUCGCGAGCUGUGGAGAAGAAACUGGGAUGCAAUAUCUCCCAGGUUUGGGGGAUGAGCGAGACAGCCGGCAGCGUCACGGUGCAGCCUUGGGACGAGAAGGACGAGACGGGCUGCAUUUCGGCAGUCCAACCGAACACAAAACUGCGUAUCGUUGACGAGGACGAACAAGAUGUUCAAGACGGGACGCCUGGAGAAUUCGUGGUACAGUCACAGAUAGUGACCCCUGGAUACUGGCGGAACCCCACGGCGACAGUCGAAUCCUUUACCAGAUGUGGCGGCUGGUUCAAAACGGGCGAUAUCGGCAUCCGGAAAACCGGCAAAUUCUACAUUGUCGACCGCAAGAAGGAGCUCAUCAAAUAUAAGGGUCUCCAGGUUGCCCCAGCUGAGCUUGAAGCGCUUCUCCUGUCCCACCCCUUGAUCCUAGAUGUUGCAGUCAUCGGUGUCGCCGUGCCGACAGAAGAAGGAAGCGAAGUCCCCAGGGCCUACAUAGUGGCGGAUGUCAACAAGAUUUCCGAGGGCGAGGUGAAGGCAUUUGUCAAGCGCGAGCUGGCUUCGUACAAGCAGCUUCGGGGUGGCGUGAGCUACGUCAAAGCUAUCCCCAAAAGCCCCACGGGAAAGAUACUGAGGAGGGAGCUACGCGAACUGUUCAUGAGGGAGAGCACCCUUCCAGCUAAGCUGUAA